ACCUAUUCGUUCCUUGUGCUUCCUAUCGAUCGAACAUCUUUGGGACCAUUUUCGAAGAGAACAUCUUCGAUUUGCUCAACACCUCCUUUUUUCAUCCCUCAGAGUGAUUCGUUCAAAAUUUCAGAAUGCGUGAAAUCGUACAUAUUCAAGCUGGCCAAUGUGGCAAUCAAAUUGGCGCCAAGUUUUGGGAAGUUAUCUCCGACGAACAUGGUAUCGAUAACACAGGAACUUAUCAUGGAGAUUCGGAUUUACAAUUGGAACGAAUCAACGUGUACUACAACGAGGCUUCCGGCCCGAAAUACGUACCUCGAGGGAUUUUAGUCGACCUUGAACCUGGUACAAUGGACUCUGUACGUUCCGGCCCGUUUGGACAGAUCUUCAGACCGGACAACUUUGUUUUUGGCCAAUCAGGAGCUGGAAACAAUUGGGCCAAGGGUCAUUACACCGAAGGAGCAGAAUUGGUAGAUUCUGUCUUGGACGUAGUAAGAAAAGAAGCAGAAAGUUGCGACUGUCUUCAAGGUUUUCAACUGACACACUCUUUGGGUGGAGGUACCGGAUCAGGAAUGGGCACUCUUUUGAUAUCGAAAAUUCGCGAAGAAUAUCCUGAUAGGAUAAUGACCACUUUUUCUGUGGUACCAUCGCCUAAAGUCUCUGACACCGUCGUCGAGCCCUACAAUGCUACAUUAUCCGUUCAUCAACUCGUUGAAAACACUGAUCAAGCUUACUGCAUCGACAACGAGGCUCUCUACGACAUCUGCUUCCGUACUUUGAAACUAACUACACCUACUUACGGUGAUCUAAAUCAUCUGGUGUCUGCUACGAUGUCCGGUGUGACUACUUGCUUGAGAUUCCCAGGACAAUUGAAUGCUGAUCUAAGAAAACUGGCCGUCAACAUGGUACCCUUUCCACGUCUACACUUUUUCAUGCCAGGUUUUGCACCUUUGACGUCUCGAAGUAAUCAGCAAUACAGAGCCUUGACCGUACCUGAGUUGACUCAGCAAAUGUUCGACUCGAAGAAUAUGAUGGCUGCCUGUGAUCCUAGACACGGAAGAUAUCUCACUGUUGCUGCUGUUUUUCGUGGUAGAAUGUCGAUGAAAGAAGUGGACGAACAAAUGCUUAAUAUUCAAAAUAAAAAUAGUUCCUAUUUUGUGGAAUGGAUUCCGAAUAAUGUAAAAACAGCUGUAUGUGAUAUUCCACCACGUGGCCUUAAAAUGUCAGCAACUUUUAUUGGAAAUUCCACUGCCAUUCAAGAACUUUUCAAAAGGAUCUCAGAACAGUUUACGGCGAUGUUUAGAAGGAAGGCUUUUCUUCAUUGGUAUACCGGUGAAGGAAUGGAUGAAAUGGAGUUCACCGAAGCAGAGUCGAACAUGAAUGAUUUGGUAUCCGAAUACCAACAAUAUCAAGAAGCUACGGCUGAAGACGAAGGUGAAUACGACGAGGAGGAGGAAAUCGAAGAUAAAUAAUAAGAUGCUCGGUAAAACCGAACAUUGAAUGAUCCCGAUCGGAUAGGAAUACAAGGAAACUGUAUACAACGAAGAAACUUUUUAUAUCUUUUUCUUUUUACUUUUCGAUAUCUAUUUUACUUUUGUUAUCCAUUUAUUCCGUUUUAAUAUUUUCGAAUUUUUUAAGAGAUUUAUAAGUUUUUAUAUACGAUUUAUAUGGAAUUAUAAGAGAUUUGUUAGUCGAAUAGAUUAUUUAUCUCGAGUAAUUGAUUUUUUAUUGAGUUAUAACGAAGAUCUAUGAAAAAGGUAAGGAUGUAUUCGUGUUAAAGAUCUAUUUGAGAUUGGAUUGAUCUAAUUUAUAACAUCUGCAUUAAAACCGCUUGUCGAACAAGCGUUAAAAUAAUCUUAAAUUUCUAAUGUAAAAUGUUAACGCAACUGAAUACGUUCAAUAUUGAUAUCUUGAACAAGUUAACGUGAAUCAAAGUCGAUAUUUUAAAUAUAGCUGUUAAUAAUAAUAAUAUGAGUGAUCAUAGGCAUGCAUUCGUGUGACCAACACUCGAACAUUUACCGCGGCUCGCUAUCGAACUCGCUAUCGUCCUUCUGGUCAACUGGGAUUGAUCAAGCCAAGGCCUUGACAAAAAUUGGUAAUCACGUAUUAUCUCGUCGGAGCCCCGAGGACAAACACUUUAUUAUUGCGUAUCAUAGAGAUCGUAGUUCGUUGUACGUCUACGUAGAAAAAGAAAGUACAGUUGAAUCACUUCGUUCAAUUAUUGCGGGUCUUUGAUUUAGGAUCAAUAAAUCUGUCAAUAUAAUAACUGAGAAAAUUUUUUAAAUCUAAACAUAGAAUUUUGUUUAAAGAAUUAUUUAAUGAUCGAAAAAUUCAUUUUACGUUGAUAUAAUUUUACAAAAUUUUUAAAACAGAUAUUUUUGAAAUUGAAUAGUGUUACUGCGAAAGUUAUCGACAAGUAACACAAUGUUACCUGAAUCAUGCAAUGAGAGGGAUGGAAGCGUUUUGAAACAUACAUCUAACCUUUAUCACAAAAUUAAAAAAAAAUGUUAUAGUUCGGCUUAAAAAUUAUACGUCACAUUUAGAAUAGAUCAUUAUAAUCUUUGAAAAUUUUAUUAAAAAUCACGAUGAGAGAAAUUGUACACAUUCAAUUAGGACAAUGUGGAAAUAAUAUUGGGACGAAAGUAAGGUUACGUUAAUUUUUACCCUUACAUUUAUAUAUUAAGAGAAUUUCUAUUUUUUUUUUUUUCUUUUUAUUAACGCUCAGAUCAUCUUCCUAGUUUUGGGAAGUUGUUUCGGACGAACACGGACUGACACGUGAUGGAAUUUUUCAAGGAGAAUCAGACCUUCAACUACAACGCAUAAAUGUGUACUUUACUGAAGGACGUGGUAUUGAUAAUUCGUCAAAUAAAAAUUUAACAUUACCAAUAUCAUUAACACUAGAUUUACGUAGAUCAAUUGUAUACUUAUAUUUACUAAAACUCCUCAUAUUAAUAUAAAAAAUAUAUUAAAUGUUUUUCCAUGAUAACAUUAGUUUAUGUCAUUGCAUCAAUCACAAUUAAUGUAAAUUGUUAAAAAAUAAUAUUGAUGAAUUCUGUAAUUUUAUUAGUAAAAUUUAAAGUCCUUCAAAUUAGCAGAUUCCGUAAAUCUAGUGUUGAAUAAAAUUUGUCAAAAAGUAAGCUUUGUAUCUUGUAUUUCUAGAUUACAAAUUUAUACCCAGAGCCAUUUUAGUCGAUCUCGAUCCAGGUACUAUAAGUGCCACGUUAUCCAGUC
This is a messenger RNA of Vespula vulgaris, 3222 nucleotides long. Its product is annotated as tubulin beta chain-like. Gene Ontology annotation, molecular function: structural constituent of cytoskeleton; GTPase activity; GTP binding. Gene Ontology annotation, cellular component: microtubule; cytoplasm. Bases 126 to 1463 code for a protein of 445 amino acids. The transcript is spliced from 2 exons. Gene Ontology annotation, biological process: mitotic cell cycle; microtubule cytoskeleton organization. NCBI's taxonomy places the organism in Eukaryota, Metazoa, Arthropoda, Insecta, Hymenoptera, Vespidae. The record is from RefSeq and is a predicted model, not a curated record.